GGGCGGGCCCUAGAGGGGCGCAAGCGCACUGCGUUGGGAGUCUCGGGACCCUUUUGCGAGAGACUAUGGCGCUCAACAAGAAUCACUCGGAGGGCGGCGGAGUGAUCGUCAACAACACCGAGAGCAUCCUGAUGACUUAUGACCAUGUGGAACUUACAUUCAGUGACAUGAAGAACGUGCCCGAGGCCUUCAAAGGGACCAAGAAAGGCACCGUCUACCUUACCCCGUACCGGGUCAUCUUUCUGUCCAAAGGCAAGGAUGCCAUGCAGUCCUUCAUGAUGCCGUUUUAUCUGAUGAAGGACUGUGAGAUCAAGCAGCCCGUGUUCGGUGCAAAUUACAUCAAAGGAACGGUGAAGGCUGAAGCAGGAGGUGGCUGGGAGGGCUCGGCGUCAUACAAGUUGACCUUUACGGCGGGGGGCGCCAUCGAGUUUGGACAGCGGAUGCUACAGGUGGCGUCUCAAGCCUCCCGAGGCGAAGCCCCCAAUGGAGCCUAUGGGUAUUCUCACAUGCCCAGCGGGGCCUAUGUCUUUCCCCCGCCCGUCGCCAAUGGAAUGUACCCCUGCCCUCCUGGCUACCCCUAUCCACCGCCCCCACCUGAGUUCUAUCCAGGACCUCCCAUGAUGGACGGGGCCAUGGGGUAUGUGCAGCCUCCACCACCACCCUACCCGGGGCCCAUGGAGCCUCCAGUCAGCGGCCCUGAUGUCCCUUCCACUCCUGCAGCUGAAGCCAAGGCUGCAGAAGCGGCGGCCAGCGCCUAUUACAACCCGGGCAACCCACACAACGUCUACAUGCCCACGAACCAGGCUCCGCCACCUCCUUACUACCCCCCAGAAGAUAAGAAGACCCAGUAGACCCCUCCCGCCCCUGCCUCCCAUCCCUCGUCACUCUUCCCUUCCCUUCCCCUUGGGGCUGAGGCUGGGGCUAGGGGGGUGAUGGAAGGGCCUUGUUCUUCCUCCAGGUCUGAUUAUAAAACACUUCGCAGGGACUGGUGUUGAGGGAAGGGGGGGCCCCUUGACUCGGGAGCUGUGCCUCCCUGCUUCUCAAGCUAGCUCGGAGCCCACGGCGCCACUCGUUUGCGCUUCCCUCUCACCGUGUCUGGGGCUCUGCUCAGGAGCGCGGGCAUCCCUCUCGCUCCUGUCUUGCUCCAGUAGCUUCUGCCCGUGGAAGGAUUCUGGCCACCUGCGCUACCACAGUCCAGCUCCCUCGUUUUGGAAUCCACUUUAUAUUCAGCCUUGUGACCUCCCUCAGACCAGCCUCGCGUCUUCCUGAGGGCCCCCGCCGGGCCCCCCUCACAUUCCCUCCACUCUGGUCUGUGCCUCCCCAUGGAAGGCCACCUUCUCACAUUCCAGUCCCAGCCAGCCUCCAGCCCAGUCACGCUCACCUUCGCCUCCCUGUCCUGUCCUUGGUCACCUGUUGCCACCACUUUGACUUUUGGAGCUUUAACUUGAGCUUCCAAGGGGUGGGCGGCAUCAGGCUGGGCCGCUGCUUCCCUCCAGGUAUUUUUGGCUUUUGUUUCCCUCUGCCUUCUUUCCCUCUAGAAGGGGCUUCUCAGACUGGAGAAUGCAUGUUCAUUCCAUCAUGCCAUGUGGGGGCUUUGAGGUGGGUUGGAACAGAGGCCCCUGACCUGAGCCUGUGUGCUGACCAUGACCUCUCACCAGCCCCUCACCCUGCCCUCUUCCCUUUAAGCUUCAUGCCUAAUUGGUGAUAUGUCCCCUGGAUGCACUAAAAUUUACUCUCAUUUGCUUCUGGACUGGCCGUGAAGUGAGGAGAUGGUUAUUUAAAGAGAAUUCCCUAUUUAUUUGACAAACAACAACAACAACAAAAAACCCAGUUAAUAUAUUAAUGUGAAAUAAACCCUGUUUGCACCUUGAUUUGUUUGCUGAAAAUGUGAAGUAGUAAAAAUGAAGUGACUGGA
This is a messenger RNA of Mirounga angustirostris (Northern elephant seal), 1915 nucleotides long. It is a transcript of the gene WBP2, whose product is annotated as WW domain binding protein 2. The record is from RefSeq and is a predicted model, not a curated record. Gene Ontology annotation, cellular component: nucleus. Gene Ontology annotation, molecular function: chromatin DNA binding; transcription coactivator activity. NCBI's taxonomy places the organism in Eukaryota, Metazoa, Chordata, Mammalia, Carnivora, Phocidae. Gene Ontology annotation, biological process: positive regulation of DNA-templated transcription. The transcript is spliced from 8 exons. The coding region runs from base 66 to 851 and encodes 261 amino acids.